Mercenaria mercenaria is the source of this 1149-nucleotide messenger RNA. RefSeq lists its product as uncharacterized. The record is from RefSeq and is a predicted model, not a curated record. The coding region runs from base 1 to 1149 and encodes 382 amino acids. The transcript has a single exon. Lineage: Eukaryota; Metazoa; Mollusca; Bivalvia; Venerida; Veneridae.
AUGAAGGUUCAAGUUGGGGAUCAAGCGGUUACAGCAGAUGUAGAUACCGCAGCGCAGGUGACCAUUAUUUCAGAUAAGGUGUAUGACGCCCUGCAAAGGAAACCUAAGAGGCUACGCACAGUCCAGCUCAUGACAGCAGGCCGCAAGAUGGGCAUGAAGGGUUUUGUAGUGGGUCCAGUUAAACUGAAAAUAGGGGAGCAGUGGUACAGGGAGCAAUUAUAUGUAGCUCCGAUUGAACAAGAAAUGCUGCUGGGUUUCGACUUACUUCGUCGAUGGUCUGCCAUGUUAGACAUGGGCCGGGGCAUAUUGACGUUUGACAGCCAGGUUAUCAACUUAAAUGUUGGGGAGCGUGGUGAGGUACCAGAUGUUAAUCGGGUUACGGUUGCUAAGCGUCAGGUUAUUCCGCCAAGUACAGUCAUGAGGGUUAAAUGUAGCCUGGAUCAGAAAAUGCCAGACUAUGUUGUAGAGCCCGUUCAUAAUGUGAAAGUCCUUGUUCCACGGGUAGUCCGUGGUGCAGGGGCGGAGCCAUUGAUGUGUGUUAUGAACACCAGUGAUAGAUACCGGUUGCUUCGGAAGGGUAUGGAAAUUGGUAGAGCCUACCCAGUUGAUGGUUUCCUAGACAGCAACCAUGAUAGCUGUGAUGAAACACCGGGGGCGUGUGGGGUCACGGAGGGUUCACCGGAUAGUCCGGAUGAAUCCUAUACAUUGACCAAUGGUAUUCCAGUCCAUUUGCAGCAUGUGUAUUUGGACUCGAGCAAGCAUUUGAAUGAAGAUCAGAAAAUUCAGUUAGCGCAGCUGCUAAUUGAGUUUCAAGAUGUAUUUGCAAGGGAUGAGUUCGACUUAGGGAAGGUCACUAAGAUUGAACAUAGCAUUGACACGGAUGAUGCAAAGGCUGUUAGACAGCGUAUGCGUCGUACCCCAGCUACCUUUGUAGGGAAGGGAGAGGCCCACCUUGGGAAAAUGCUCAAGGCGGGUGUCAUACAAGAAUCAACUUCAGAGUGGGCUUCAGCACCGUUCCUGAUCCAGAAGCGUGAUGGAUCGGUCAGGUGGUGCAUCGAUAAUCGUUCCUUAAAUGACGUCACGCUUAAGGACGUAUUUCCGUUGCCCUUGGUAGAUGACUGCCUUGAUACUUUGGCUGGCAGUGUGUAG